Molecule: messenger RNA, 3620 nt
Organism: Aphidius gifuensis
Lineage: Eukaryota; Metazoa; Arthropoda; Insecta; Hymenoptera; Braconidae
Gene: ebo
Product: exportin-6-like
Exons: 5
Coding region: 208-3318 (1036 amino acids)
Biological process (GO): protein export from nucleus
Molecular function (GO): small GTPase binding; nuclear export signal receptor activity
Source: RefSeq, a predicted model, not a curated record
UUUUUUGUUUUUUUUUCUCUUGCAUUUGACAGCUACUUCAAAGAUUGUGAAAAAAUAAAUAUAUUUAAUAUCUUAUUUUAUAUUUUAAAGCAAUAAAUAAAAUGAUUUAAUUUUAAUUACUCAAUUUACAACAAUUAAAUAAAUAAACAAAUUAUUUAAACGAAAAAUCGAAAUUGUAAAAAAAAAAAAAAUAGAAAAAUUUCGACAAUGGAUGAAGAUACAGUAGCCCUUCAAAGACUUGAACAAAUGAUGAAUGAAUUUUUUUCAUCUGGUGCAACAAAUGAACGUAUACGUUCAAUUGAACAAAGUCUUCAUGAAUUUACAUCACAAAUAAAUUCAUGGAAACCAUGUUUACAUUUUUUAUCAUCAACACGUAAUCACUAUGUCAGUAUGUUUUCUCUAUCAGCACUUGAAACAACAAUUAGCAAAAGAUGGCCAAUACUUUGGUGGGAAGAUCAAGCUCUAAUACGUUCAACACUUUAUACACUAUCACUUGAACAAAAUAUACCACCAUUUGUUAGAAAUAAAGUUGUUAAAUUAGUUGUUGAUAUUGCUAAACAUGACUGGCCACAAUUUUAUCCUGAUUUUUUUUCAAAUAUACUCCAGUUAUUAAAUCACAAACAAACAAGACAACUUGGUUUAAUAUAUCUUCGUACAGCAUCUGAAGAGUUGGGUACACCAAGAGAAGACGUUACAAUACGUAGAAAAAUUGAAUUAAAUAAAUUAUUAAAUUCACAAAUAUCAAUAACACUUGAUGCAUUAACUGGAUUAUUAUGUGAUACAAUAAAAUUAAAUGAUCGUUCUGGUACAGUUACACCACCACCAUCACCAACAAGUUAUCAAACAAAUUCUAAUAAUGGUAUUAUUAAUAAUAAUGAUAAUAAUAAUGAAAUAUGUAUAUCAAUACUUGAAGUACUUGGACAUUUAUUUAGUUGGAUAGUACCAACAACAAAUAUUAAUAAUAAUUUAUUAGAUGGUAUAUUUACAUGUGCAAAAUAUGAUGAUACAAUGAAUGAAAAAAAAAUUGAAAUGGCUAUACAAGCUAUGACAACAAUAAAUGAAUUAUUAUAUCGUCCAUGUUCAAAAAAUAUUGAUGAUAAUUAUUUAUUAUAUAUAUUUAAUAAUGGAAUAAAAUUAUUUCAAUUAAUGGAAAAAAUUGAUACAAUUGAUGAACGUUAUAUUGAUAAAACAACUGAAUAUUUACAAUUAUUUAUAAAAAAUCAAUUUAAAAAAAUAGAAAAUAAUAAUAAAUUUCAAUCAAGAUUAUUUUUUGAAUCAUUAUAUUAUCAUACAUUUAAUAAUUGUAAAACAGUAUCAUCAUAUUUAAAUUGUGUAGAAAUAUGGAAUACAUUAUUUGAAAAUAAUGAUAAAAGUUAUACAACAGUAUCAAUUGAAUUUAUUAAAAAAUUAAUUGAAAAAAUAUUAUUUAAAAAUAAUAAUUUAUUAAAUUUACUUGAUACUGAAAUAAUGGAUGAUAAUAAUGAAACAGAAUGGCAAAAAUAUAUACGUUUAAAUAUUGAAAGUAUUGCAAUUGUUGCUGAGAAUGAACCAGUAAUAAUAUUUAAUAUAUUAUAUCAAUCAUGGUUAUAUGAUUUAAAAAUAUUAAUUGAUAUUGGUAAUGCAUUAACAACAAAUCAAGGUACAUUAAUAUUAAAUAAUAAUGAUGGUAAUAAUGUACAUUCACAUUUACGUGAUUUUGCAACAAUAACACAAGCACUUGGACGUAUAUAUAUAAAUUUUACAAAUGGUUGUCAAUCAAUAAAUGAUGAACCAAUAUUUAAUAAUAUUGAUGAAUUAAUAAUUAAAACAAUUGAUAUAUGUGAAUAUUUACGUGAUAAUAAUAUUUAUCAUACAACAAUACAACCAUCAAUUAUUAUUGGUGAUUUAAUUGAAAUUAAUUCACAAUUAUUAGCAUCAUUAAAAGCAUGGUGUCAUUAUAUUGUUAAUAAAAAUAAUGAAAAUGAUAAAAUUACAUUUUAUCAACGUACAAUUGAUAUUUGUUUAUCAUCCCUAGUACCAACAAGAGCUGAUAAUAUACCAGAUAAUAUUGUACAUUCAUCAGCACAUUUAUUACAAACAAUAACAUCAGUAUUACGUCCAAAUUUAUGGAAUUGUGAUUCAUUUAAAGGUUUAAUAUGUAUGAGUAAUUAUCCAUAUUUAAAUAAUGAUACUGAAAAAAUAUUAAGAAGAUGUUUAAUUAAUUGUAUUGUAUUAACAAAUGGUGAUGAUGAAAUGAGAUUUAAACUAAUGGAAAUAAUGAUUAAUAAAAUUGUUGAACCAAUUGGUUGUAUUGGACAACAAAUACCAAAUGAUAUUAUUAUUCAAACAACAAUUAAUCCAUUAAUACAAAUUAUUAAUGAUUGUUCAUCAUCAUCAACAAAUAUUAAGAGAUUAUUACAUCAAUGUUUUUUAACAACAAUUAAUAGAAUACUUGAAAUUCUUCCACAAUUUAUACAUAAUAAUACAAGUGAAAUAUUAAUGAAUUUUCUUCAUUCAAUAUUUUUGGUACUACAACAACAAUUGGGUAGUGAAUUUAUUAAAAAUUCAGUACAAAAAAUGUUACAUAUUUAUACAAGUGAAAAUAUUAAUUCAGGACCAGCAUUAGAUCAAUUUUUAGAAAUAUUAAUACUUGUUAUAUCAUCACCAAGUAAUUCAUUUAAAACAUUUUUACCAUCAAUUAUUAAUUUAUGUCUUGUUCAUGUAUGGCCAAAUGUAUCUGUUGAUACUAAUUUACAUCAUGAUACAAUACUUGUGUUGUUAAAAUUAUUUUAUAAUAUAUUUUCUCAUCGUUGGCAAUAUUUUAAUGAUACAACUGUAUUAAUGAUACAACAACAGCAACAACAAGAUAAUAAUAAUGAUGAACAAAUGAAAAAUAAUCAUGAGCUAAUAGCAAUACUUGAAAUAUUUGGACAAGCAUUAUUACAAACAGACGUUAAUAUAUUUCAAAAAAGUUUAAAAUCACUUGAAGAUAUUAAUAAAAAAUGGAGAUUAUAUCGUAAAAAUUUUUUUAAAAAUCAUCUAUUGGAAAGAUUUAUUAUGGCUUUGUUUACUGUUUUACAACAAAGAUCACAUAAUUUAUUGGCUGAUGAAAUUGCUGAUGCUAUUCAUAAUUUAUCAUUUGAUAAUUUUACAUGGUUUUUUACUUAUUUUUUACCAAAAUUUUUGGCUGGUACUGAGGGACUUGAUGACGUUCAACGUAAUACAUUACUUGAAAAUUUUGAUAAAUCAACGGAUCAACCAACAUUUACCAGAUCAGUACUACGUUUUUUUUCGGAUUUACGAUGCUAUCAAAUAUGCAGUCCAGUUGAACGAAAUUAAAAUAUUCAUAAUUAAUUAUUACAAUCAUGUACGUUUGUGAAUUUAUUUUUUUUUUCUAUCCAUUAUAAUGUUAUUAUUCUCCAUCAAAUCAUAUAUGUAUCACAUUAAUUGUUACCUUUUUUUUUUCAUAAAAUAAUCUUUUUUUAACAAGUAUGUUUAUAACAAUUUUUUUAAUAUUAAAAAUUUUAAAAACAAACAUAAAUAGGUACGUGUUUCAGUGCUUUUUUUAUUAUCAAUUGUUUUUUUUUUUACUUUUAUGAUGACUCGUUGAACCCAGUGAAUAAAAUUGAUAAGAUAAAAAA